AUGGCUUCUGCAGCUUCCACCUAUGCUCGAACGACCUACAUGUUCCUACCCAAAUCCCAAAACGUCACACAGUUCAGGGACAAUAUGGGAGCAUCUAGUAGAAAGAUAACUUCAAGAAGAAGAAGAAGAGUGAUCCGUAUUCACGCGUCACAAGGCCCGACCAAACCACCAAAACCAUCUCCGGGAGUGGACACAAGAAUCCACUGGGAAAACCCGGACGAAGGCUGGAUCGGAGGAGAAUCCGACCCGACCAAAUCCGUUGAAGAAGAGAAAACCAAUCUCUUUAGUGACGACAAGUUUGCAGAACUAAUCAAAGACUCUUUUGAUUCUCAUUACCAAUUCUUAGGUGUCUCAACAGAUGCUGAUCUAGAGGAGAUAAAAUCUGCGUACAGGAGAUUAUCAAAGGAGUAUCAUCCAGACACGACUUCAUUACCGCUUAAAACUGCUUCGGACAAGUUCAUGAAACUGAGAGAAGUCUAUAAUGUUUUGAGCGAUAUGGAGAGUAGACGGUUCUAUGACUGGACAUUGGCUCAGGAAGUGGCGAGUCGUCAAGCUGAGAAGAUGAGAAUGAAGCUUGAGGAUCCGAAAGAACAAGAGUUUCGGAAUUAUGAAUCUAUACCUGAUAUGGUUGAUCGGUUAGGUGGACAGAACAUGGAGCUUAGUGAUCAAGCAAUGACAGCUCUAACGUUCGAUAAAUCUUCUUCUUCUCCGGCUCCUCGCAACAGCAGCGAUUUCGGAGAGAACGAGGAGAACGACGGCAGUUUAAUGGGUUUCGGCGAGUCGUCGACGAAAACUUCCGGCGAGUUUAGGGUUUGUUGUUGGUUGUUCGUAGAACAGAUUUGGGACGACAAAAUCGAUGGUUCUGAAAURUCRUCUUCUAUUGUGCCACUUGAGUAUCCCGAGAGAUUGAUCCGAAAAUCACCAUCGGUGGAAAGAAGUUUGCAUCACAAUUGCAAGUUGGGUGACUUUGAUAAGAUGCUUGAAGCUGUUGGGGAAGAGGUUUUCAAUGACAUCAUGAAUAAUCAUGGUGUUGGAGUGAUUCUAAAGCUUGCUUUAUCGAAGAUGAUAUGGACUGCGAAGCCUAUCCAACAUAUCCUUGGGAAUCAAUUGGCCAUUGAUAGGAUGAAUGAGAUUUGGGUUUUGGUUAGUGGUCGUCCGAUGAGGUUUUCUCUACAUGAGUUCGCGGAGAUCACUACGCUGAAGUGUGACCCAUUUGAUGAUAAAGAUAUAUUGGAUGUUGACCACACUGAUUUGUGGAAGGAUAUGAAGUUUAAUGUAGGUCUCGCACCUAGUUGGGACGAGUUGAUUGUUGUUUUUGACUUUUGCAGGACAUGGAGUUAUGAGAAGAGAAAAAUGGUAGCAUUGCUCUUUGUCUUACAUGUUGGAAUAUAUGGGUUUGCUCGUAGUAGUAGAAUCCCUCUCAUGGCUGCGAAAAGAGUGUUGAAUCUAGAAGCAUUUGAGAGGUUCGCGUUAGACAGCUGGUGGAAGAGGAUAGUGAAGAAGGUUGUUGAGGAAAGUUCUGAGCAAAGGAGUUCGAAGAAGAAGGACAAGAAGGAGAAUGAGGACAAAAAGGAAAAGAAGGAGAAGAAGAAACAGAAGGAAACUCACAGACGUAGUGAUAAGGAAAGCGAGGACGUUGACGAAAAGAUAUUGUCAUUGGUGGAUAAAGUGGAGGUAUUGGAUGAGAAGUACGAAGUCAUCAACACUUGGAGGACAUCACUUGAGAACAACAAAAUCAAGGCAAUUGAGCCAAUUGAGCUAGAUGCACAAUCGAAGGUGUGCGAAGAGCCGCAGGCAACAUCCAAGGCUCAUUUCCCCAUUAACCGUGUUGUUAGAAACAAGAAAGUUGAGACAAAGGUGUUGAAACAAGAAAUUGAACCACUUGCUCCGAAAGGGAAGAAGAAGGACAUGUAUAGUUAUUUUGAUAUGACUAAAGAUGUUCAAGAGAAGAAGGAGAAGAAUGCCACUGUUGACAUUGUUGAUAUCUCUAGAGAUGUGACACCUCCUCGGAAAGAUAAACUUCUUGACUUAACAACGAAUGAUGAUUUUAGUGUCCUCGAACGUCGCAAACUAACUCUUGCAAAAACCCAAGUGGACCCAUUCAUAGGAAGCUCUGGAACUAUGGAAAAUCUAUUCGACACUAGCUUAGCAGGAGUAGAAUUCUACUUGGUAUUGAUGACACCUAAAGCAUUGUGGCCAGAGAACCAGUACGGGUGGCUGAAAAUUACGCACAUGGUUGCUGGCAUGAAUUUGCUUCGACAGAGAAGAGACUUCCUCGGAAAAGAGAAGACUUGGGUGUUUCCGUCAGGAUAUUUCCACCUCAUCAAUGGUACAAUUCCAGAUUUUGCUGCGAUGAACAAAAAAUGGGUUAAGGAUGUUGAUAUCUUGUACAUUCCUCAUAAUAUCGCAGACGACCACUGGGUGGCUGUUGUGGUAGACUUGGUUCAAAAAAAGGUUGCACCCGUUGCCGAAAGGAAAAAAAUGAGUGAGCAAGCUUGGAAUGUAUACCGGAUCAAAACUAUACCACAGAAUGUGCAAUCGGGUGAUUGUGGUGUGUAUACGCUGAAAUAUAUCGAGUGUUUAGCUCUUGGCCAUUGUUACGAUGGUUUGUGUGAUUCCAAUGUGGCUGCUAUUCGUCUUAAACUUGCAGCUGAUAUUAUGGACGAGUUACCAGAAGAUGAGAUUGUUCAGUUAUCUGAUCCAAACCCUCGUGCUCAAUCAGAUGAUAAGGUUCCUUUGCUUACGGAUUCUCUACAGUGA
This is a messenger RNA of Arabis nemorensis, 2760 nucleotides long. NCBI's taxonomy places the organism in Eukaryota, Viridiplantae, Streptophyta, Magnoliopsida, Brassicales, Brassicaceae. The record is from the annotation of a GenBank genome assembly.